Molecule: messenger RNA, 1183 nt
Organism: Hevea brasiliensis (rubber tree)
Lineage: Eukaryota; Viridiplantae; Streptophyta; Magnoliopsida; Malpighiales; Euphorbiaceae
Product: gamma-interferon-responsive lysosomal thiol protein
Exons: 5
Coding region: 133-945 (270 amino acids)
Molecular function (GO): oxidoreductase activity, acting on a sulfur group of donors, disulfide as acceptor
Source: RefSeq, a predicted model, not a curated record
AAAAAUACAAGUCUUACUGUGAGACUGUUACUGUACACCUGUGAGUUACAAUGACUGCUAUAUAUCACACACAUAAAUAUAGUCUGGCUAUAAAGAAGCCAUCUGUUUUGCUGUGUAUUACAUUGACAAAAAAUGACUUGCUGCUGGAAAUCAUUAGUCUUCUUAUUCUUCAUUCCUUUUCUGUUGUUCUUCUUAUCUCCAUCCACUGUUGCCUCUUUUUCUUCGGAUGUGAAGGCUUCUACCUCUGUUAAAGUUAAUCUUUCUGUCUACUAUGAAACUCUUUGUACAUCUUGUGCAAAUUUCAUUGUCAAGAACCUCAUGAGUAUAUUCAAUAAUGGCCUCAUUGACAUCAUCAGUCUCAGGAUGGUACCUUGGGGUAAUGCUCAUAUCAACAGAGUUGACAAUUCCAUGGUUUGUCAGAACGGUCUUGAUGAAUGCGAGUUAAAUACUAUUCAUGCCUGUGCCAUCAAUGUCUGGCAUGAUGUGAACAAAUAUUAUGCUUUGAUAUACUGCAUUGAGUUCCUAGCCAUUGAGGGAAGGCAUCGGAAUUGGCAAACUUGUUUCGACUCACUGGGCUUGCCUGCAAAAUCUGUUUUGGACUGCUACAACAAUGGCACAGGAACAAAGCUUGAAGUCGAACAUGGUUAUGAAACUGCACAUCUUGAUCCCCCUCAUGCUUUUGUGCCAUGGGUUGUUGUGAAUUAUCAACCACUUGGAAAUGACUAUAAGAAUUUUACAACCUAUAUAUGCAAUGCUUACAAAGGCAUUGUUAUACCUAGUGUCUGCAAAUUGCCUGCAGCAAAGAUCAACUCAAUUAAGGAAGCAAGUCCAGUCCGUCCAGUCUGCUGCAGAGGUGACGCUAAGAACUUGACUUCUUUGAGACCAAUAAAGAGAAAAUCAAGGAAAGCUUUCCAAAAGGAGGUUUCUGAAGGAUUCAGGGGCUGAAAUAUGAUACUCAUAUUCACGUUACAGACUGAAUGGUACUAUUUGAAAUGAUGAAUGUUGCUUUUCCAUCAACCUGUGGUUUGACACUGCUGAAAAACUGAAACUGUUAAAGUGGCAGUACACUUCAUUUCCAUUGUAAAAUAUAAAAUUACAUAGUUCAGGGCCUUGACUUGCACUUCACUGAAGUCCAUGUAGAUUGUUGGGGAAUAAGACUAGGGAAGUUCUCUUUUCUAAGCAA